UAGCCCUUGCCCAAUUUCUAUCAUAAAAAAAAAUAGGAUCCUUCCUACUAUGCUCUGCUUCAUAUUGCAUCCUACUAUAAAAUGGCUCCUUUAACCAAACCAAUAACAUCAACAUUCACACUUUUUUCUUUAACAAUUUCAUCUUGCAAAAUGGCUACUAAAUUUUCAUCAGCAUUGCUUCUUCUUCUUUCAAUACAAAUGAGUAUCCAAUUACUAGCCUCAGCUGGUAAUUUCUACAGAGAUGUAGACAUUACUUGGGGCGAAGGACGCGGUAAAAUACAAGAAGGCGGUAGAGGCCUUGCCCUCUCUCUUGAUAAACUUUCUGGCUCUGGUUUUCAGUCCAAAAAUGAGUUUCUUUUUGGAAGGUUCGAUAUGCAACUUAAACUUGUUCCAGGAAACUCUGCUGGCACUGUCACCACUUUCUUUUUAUCUUCACAAGGAGAAGGACAUGACGAGAUUGAUUUCGAGUUCUUGGGCAAUGUCUCCGGUCAGCCUUACACAGUCCAUACCAAUGUAUAUACACAAGGAAAAGGAAACAAAGAACAACAAUUUCACCUUUGGUUCGAUCCAACUGCUGCGUUUCACACGUACUCCAUUGUCUGGAACCCUCACCGCAUAGUGUUCUUAGUAGAUAACAGUCCAAUUAGAGUAUUCAACAACCACGAAAGCAUCGGAAUUCCAUUCCCAAAGAGUCAAGCAAUGAAAGUAUACUGCAGCUUGUGGAAUGCAGAUGAAUGGGCAACACAAGGAGGCAGAGUGAAAACAGAUUGGACACUUGCACCUUUCACUGCUUAUUACAGAAACAUCAACAUUGAUGGUUGUGCAGUAUCAUCAGGUACCUCUUCGUGUAAGUCUAUCGGUUCAGCAAACAACGCGAAGCCAUGGCAGACACAUGAACUUGAUGGUAAGGGACGGAAUAGGCUCCGAUGGGUGCAGAGCAGACACAUGGUGUACAAUUACUGUGCUGAUUCUAAGAGGUUUCCUCAAGGAUUCUCUGAAGAGUGCAAGCGUUCAAGAUUUUAAGAGAUGAGAUCACUUGAGUGGUUGCUUAAUUAUGAGAUGAAAGUGUGAAGCUCGUUAUUCUUUGUACCAAUAAAUGUUUUUUGGGUUCUUGAUCUUGUUUUUGUAAUUGGUAUUCAAGUUUCUCUCUGCAAUGAAAUAGUACACUGUUACUUGUUUUCACCAUUCAUUUCA
Messenger RNA from Solanum dulcamara, 1194 nucleotides. RefSeq names its product xyloglucan endotransglucosylase protein 1-like. Bases 82 to 1023 code for a protein of 313 amino acids. Lineage: Eukaryota; Viridiplantae; Streptophyta; Magnoliopsida; Solanales; Solanaceae. Gene Ontology annotation, molecular function: hydrolase activity, hydrolyzing O-glycosyl compounds; xyloglucan:xyloglucosyl transferase activity. The transcript is spliced from 3 exons. Gene Ontology annotation, biological process: cell wall biogenesis; xyloglucan metabolic process. The record is from RefSeq and is a predicted model, not a curated record. Gene Ontology annotation, cellular component: apoplast; cell wall.